Molecule: messenger RNA, 2343 nt
Organism: Corylus avellana
Lineage: Eukaryota; Viridiplantae; Streptophyta; Magnoliopsida; Fagales; Betulaceae
Product: Thiamine pyrophosphate dependent pyruvate decarboxylase family protein
Biological process (GO): fatty acid alpha-oxidation
Cellular component (GO): peroxisome
Molecular function (GO): magnesium ion binding; thiamine pyrophosphate binding; catalytic activity
Source: RefSeq, a predicted model, not a curated record
ACUUUAAACGUCCAGCUUGGGUUCCCACUUUUGACACGGCAGCAACCAAACGCUGAAAGGGCAGUGAGUGAACCAGAGCGUGGGGGACUCAGAACUCAGAACUUGGCUUCAUCCGGCGCCGUCACCUUCCCCAGAUGAUCGCAAUCCAUUUUGGUGGCAAUCCUGUCCUUUAAAAGCCCUGUCCUUUGCAACAAUAAUUGCCUCUCUUGCCCUCUCUGUAUAUCUCUUCAUCCACACGUCUUGGUUUACGCGAAUCUUAUUAUGGCAAUUCACUAAACAAUAUUAUCCCCUAUUAAUUGUCGGUGAAUCACCGGCAGACUACCAAGACAAUAACAGCAGGGGCAUACUCGUAACUCCGGCCACCACCCACCACUUCUUCUUUAUCAUCAAUACCGUCGCGCCGAUCUGAUAACACUCCAAACAAACAAAGAAUCUUCCAGCUGAAGCUCCAAUGGCUGAGUCAGAUCCCACCCACAACAAAACCCUGAUCGACGGCAACGUCCUAGCGGCCAUGUCCCUGGCCCGCUUCGGCGUCGACCACAUGUUUGGCGUGGUGGGCAUCCCCGUCACGUCCUUCGCCAACCGCGCCGUGGCCCUCGGCGUCCGCUUCAUCGCCUUCCACAACGAGCAGGCUGCGGGCUACGCCGCCUCCGCCUUCGGCUACCUCACGGGAUGUCCCGGCGUCCUGCUCACCGUCUCGGGCCCGGGCUGCGUCCACGGCCUUGCGGGCCUCUCCAACGCCAUGAUCAACGCCUGGCCCAUGGUCCUGAUCUCCGGCUCCUGCGACCAGAACGACGUUGGCCGCGGCGACUUCCAGGAGCUCGAUCAGAUCGAAGCCGUCAAGCCCUUCUCCAAGUUCUCCGUCAAAGUCAAGCAUGUCUCCGAAAUCCCCGACUCCGUGGCCCGAGUCCUCCACUGGGCCAGCUCGGGUCGUCCCGGCGGUUGCUAUCUGGACCUCCCGUCCGACGUGCUGCACCAAACCAUCUCCGACUCUGAAGCCGAGGCUUUAUUAGCUGCGGCGGAGAGUUCUAUAAAGCGCGAAGAGACUCCGAUCCCGAACCCGCCCGUUUCCGAUAUCGAGCAAACAGUGUCGUUGCUCAGAAAUGCGAAGAGACCGUUGGUUGUGUUUGGAAAAGGCGCGGCAUUUUCUCGAGCAGAGAGCGAACUGAAGAAGCUAGUGGAAACUACCGGAAUCCCGUUCCUGCCGACUCCGAUGGGCAAAGGGUUGUUGCCCGAUACGCACGAGCUGGCGGCGACGGCGGCGAGAUCGUUGGCCAUUGGCAAAUGCGACGUAGCGCUUGUCGUUGGUGCUAGGCUGAACUGGUUGUUGCAUUUUGGGGAGCCACCCAAGUGGUCCAAGGACGUGAAAUUCAUAUUGGUGGAUAUAAGCAAGGACGAGAUUGAGCUAAGGAAACCCAGUGUGGGUUUAGUCGGAGAUGCGAAACGGGUCUUGGAAAGGAUCAAUAAGGCGAUCAAGGACGACCCUUUUUGUUUUGGCAAGUCGUAUCCUUGGGUGGAGGAGGUAGCGAAGAAAGUGAAGGACAAUGUGGCGAGAAUGGAGGUCCAGUUGGCCAAGGUUGUAGUGCCGUUUAACUUCUACACGCCGCUGAGGAUUAUAAGGGAUGCGAUAUUGGAAUUGGGGAGUCCGGCGCCAAUACUGGUUUCGGAAGGGGCGAAUACUAUGGACGUGGGGCGGGCGGUGCUGGUUCAGACGGAGCCGAGGACAAGGUUGGAUGCUGGGACUUGGGGGACUAUGGGGGUUGGUUUAGGUUAUUGCAUUGCGGCUGCGGUAGCUUCGCCGGGCCGGCUGGUGAUUGCGGUUGAAGGGGAUUCUGCAUUCGGGUUUAGUGCAAUCGAAGUUGAGACAUUGGUUCGAUACCAGUUGCCGGUUGUUGUGAUUGUAUUUAACAAUGGUGGAGUAUAUGGGGGUGACCGGAGGAGUCCCGAAGAAAUUGAUGGGCCUUACAAAGAUGAUCCUGCACCUACUUCUCUUAUCCCUGGUGCAGCAUAUCACACUGUAAUUGAAGCUUUUGGAGGCAAAGGUUAUCUUGUUGGGACACCCGAAGAACUCAAGUCUGCUCUUUCAGAAUCCUUCUCUGCACGGAAACCAGCUGUUAUAAAUGUCACCAUUGACCCUUACGCUGGUUCAGAAAGUGGGAGGCUGCAACACAAGAACUGAUGUAGCCCCACCUUUUUCCUUUCUCUGAUUUGAGCAUCAUUUGCUGUCUACCAGUUUGCUUCUUUUUACUUGCUGUUUAAUAACGUACGAUUGUUACUUAUAUACAUAUAUAUAUAAAAAAAUUAAUAAUAAUAAUAAUAAUAAUAAUGUAAAAUUGUUGCCAA